Messenger RNA from Lactuca virosa, 1104 nucleotides. NCBI's taxonomy places the organism in Eukaryota, Viridiplantae, Streptophyta, Magnoliopsida, Asterales, Asteraceae. The record is from the annotation of a GenBank genome assembly.
AUGACCACCUUCAACGACGACCACCAUCCAUCGAUGUUGCCUUUUUCACUUCUACUACGCCUCCCUCGAUUUCUUCUUCUAUAUAUCUGUAAAUUAUUAACCACACACCAUUUAUUUGACGCUCUCUUUCUCUACUAUAGAAACGGUAAAGAUACAUGGGAAAAGACAAAAAGACCAUCGCCGCCUGUUGUAGAAUACAUCAUCUCACGAUUAAAUAUCUUCCCCGGUCGAUCUACACAACUUCAUGGAGAACUUGAUACAAGAAUUGGUGUUCCAACUUUUUUCAGCGUAAUCCUUAGAUACUUUCCUCCAGAAGGGUGGGGUCAAACGAGUCAAAGACGGGCAUCUCAAGAUCAGAUAUUUAACGAAACCCGUUUACAAAAUUUGCAAAGACAACUUGUCAAUGAUCUGCUUGAGGUGAAUACUCCUAGAAUUGCUGCCCGACUUAUUUGGGCAAUUUCAGAACACAUUGAUUUAGAAGGUUUGGAUCCUCUUUUAGCUGAUGACCCAGAGGAUGCAUUAAACAUUAUCAUAUCAAAAAUCCAGAAGAUCCUGUUCAAUGCUGACUCAUCUGCGACUGAAACGAAUAAGCUCCAAGAUGUUCAAGCGAAUGUAAGGCAUCCAAACUCUUGCACAAUCUUAAUUAAAGGACCAAAUGACCACACAAUUUCACAAAUCAAGGAUGUUGUUAGAGAUGGCCUGCGAUCAGUAAAAAACACCAUUGAAGAUGAGGCAGUUGUUAGAGGUGCUGGUGCUUUUCAGGUUGCUGCCAGACAACAUUUGAUAAAUUUCAGGGUGAAGAAAACUGUUAAAGGGCGUGCUCAACUUGGUGUUCAAGCUUUUGCGGAUGCUCUUCUUAUUGUGCCAAAGACACUUGCUAAAAAUUCUGGACUUGAUACACAAGACGUCAUAAUUUCUUUGACUGGGGAGCAUGAUAAUGGGAAUGUUGUUGGAUUAAAUCAACACACAGGUGAUCCAAUUGACCCUCAGAUGGAGGGCAUUUUCGACAAUUACGCUGUCAAACUCCAAAUCAUCAAACCGGUGAUUGCAUCACAGCUGUUACUUGUGGACGAAGUUAUCCGUACAGGGCGUAACAUAAGAUAG